CUGGGCCGCCCCCCUAACCCCGCGUUGCCAUGACAACGGAGGCGCGCUGCCUCGGGAGCGAAGCGCUGGCUAAAGCAGGUGUCGGAUUGCAGCGCGCUCGCGGAGGCUCGGGGAUUGCGUGGAGCCUGGAAGCCUCUCAGAGAGCCUGACUACUGUUCCUCCACCUCCCUCUCGGACAGCUUCUUAACCGGCGGGGCUGCACUGAGUGAAAAUGGUACACCAUUCAGGCUCGAUUCAGUCUUUUAAACAGCAAAAAGGUAUGAAUAUGAGCAAGAGUGAGAUAGCAAAAGAAAUGUCAUUAAAACCAUCCCGGAGAUCCCUGCCUUGCCUUACCCAGAGCUACGCUUACUCAAAGAGCUUGAGCCAAUCUACCUCACUCUUCCAGUCAAUUGAGAGUGAAUCACAGGCUCCCACUACUGUUACCUCAAUCUCCGCUGACAAAGCAGAGCAAGUUAACACAGAGGAGGAUAAUAAAGACUCAGUGCUCAAAUGUUCUUUUGCUGACCUCAGUGAUUUUUGUUUGGCACUCGGAAAAGAUAAAGAUUACAUGGAUGAUUCAGAACAUGCUAAUUAUGACCGAUCUCGGCUUAUUAAAGACUUUGUUCCCAAAGGUAAUCCCGACAACAAGACAAGAUUGCCUAAGAAUGACAUGAAUUACAUAGCAUCCAGUGGACUUCUAUUCAAAGAUGGCAAAAAGCGGAUUGAUUACAUCCUGGUUUAUAGAAAGUCAAAUAUACAAUAUGACAAGAGAAACACAUUUGAAAAGAACCUCAGAGCAGAAGGCUUGAUGUUGGAAAAGGAGCCUGCUGUUGCAAACCCUGAUAUUAUGUUUAUUAAAAUUCACAUUCCAUGGGACACAUUGUGCAAGUAUGCAGAGAGGCUGAAUAUCAGGAUGCCCUUCAGGAAAAAAUGCUAUUACACUGACCGGAGGAGCAAAUCAAUGAGCAGUGUGCAAAAUUAUUUUAGAAGAAUUAAAAAAUGGAUGGCCCAAAACCCAAUGGUUCUUGACAAGUCAGCUUUUCCAGACCUGGAGAAGUCAGACUGCUAUACUGGCCCCUUCAGUCGUGCACGGAUUCACCACUUCAUAAUAAACAAUAAAGACACCUUCUUCAGCAAUGCUACCCGAAGCAGGAUAGUCUAUCACAUGCUGCAGCAUACUAAAUAUGAAAAUGGGAUAUCAAAAGUGGGUAUCUGUAAACUUAUAAACAAUGGCUCAUAUAUAGCAGCUUUUCCCCCACAUGAGGGAGCCUACAAGAGCAGCCAGCCCAUCAAAACCCAUGGACCUCAGAAUAAUAGACAUCUACUGUAUGAGCGCUGGGCACGCUGGGGAAUGUGGUACAAGCAUCAGCCACUGGAUUUAAUCAGGCUGUACUUUGGUGAGAAGAUUGGGCUAUACUUUGCUUGGCUGGGAUGGUAUACUGGAAUGCUGAUUCCGGCAGCCGUUGUUGGCUUGUGCGUUUUUUUCUAUGGAAUAUUAACAAUGAAUGCAAGUCAAGUAAGCCAAGAAAUUUGCAUGGCCACUGAAGUCUUCAUGUGCCCUCUCUGUGACAAGAACUGCUCACUGCAGAGACUCAAUGACAGUUGCAUCUAUGCCAAGGUGACAUAUUUAUUUGAUAAUGGAGGGACAGUCUUCUUUGCUAUUUUUAUGGCAAUAUGGGCCACAGUCUUCCUGGAGUUUUGGAAAAGGAGAAGAAGUACACUGACCUAUACUUGGGACCUUAUUGAAUGGGAAGAGGAGGAGGAAACACUUCGUCCCCAGUUUGAAGCAAAGUAUUACAAGAUGGAGAGAGUGAAUCCCAUCAGUGGUAAACCUGAACCUCAUCAGCCUUCCUCAGACAAAGUCACCCGUCUUCUUGUUUCUAUCUCAGGAAUAUUCUUCAUGAUCUCCUUGGUGAUCACCGCGGUAUUUGCGGUCGUGGUGUACCGCCUCGUUGUCAUGGAACAGUUUGCAUCAUUCAAGUGGAAUUUCAUCAAACAACACUGGCAGUUUGCAACGUCUGCUGCUGCUGUCUGUAUCAAUUUCGUAAUUAUUAUGGCACUGAAUCUUGCUUAUGAAAAAAUCGCUUACCUUCUCACUAAUUUAGAAUAUCCUCGAACAGAAUCUGAAUGGGAAAACAGUUUUGCUCUGAAGAUGUUUCUCUUCCAAUUUGUCAACUUAAACAGUUCUAUUUUCUAUAUUGCUUUCUUUUUGGGGAGAUUUGUAGGCCACCCAGGAAAUUACAAUAAACUUUUUGACCGGUGGAGACUGGAAGAAUGUCAUCCCAGUGGCUGUUUGAUAGACCUCUGCCUCCAGAUGGGAGUUAUCAUGUUUCUGAAGCAAAUAUGGAACAACUUCAUGGAACUGGGAUACCCGCUGAUCCAGAACUGGUGGUCACGUCAUAAAAUAAAGCGGGGAAUACAAGAUGCUUCCAUUCCUCAGUGGGAAAAUGAUUGGAAUCUGCAGCCCAUGAAUAUUCAUGGCCUGAUGGAUGAGUACUUAGAAAUGGUGUUGCAGUUUGGUUUUACCACAAUCUUUGUUGCGGCUUUUCCUCUGGCCCCUCUUUUGGCUUUAUUAAACAAUAUCAUUGAAAUCAGGCUGGAUGCCUACAAAUUUGUCACCCAGUGGCGGAGACCUCUGCCAGCCCGAGCAACUGACAUAGGGAUCUGGUAUGGAAUUCUUGAAGGAAUCGGCAUAUUGGCUGUGAUCACCAAUGCAUUUGUAAUUGCUAUUACAUCUGAUUACAUCCCACGUUUUGUCUAUGAAUACAAAUAUGGUCCCUGUGCAAGUGAUUUUGAAUAUGGGGAAAAUUGUUUAAAGGGUUAUGUCAACAAUAGCCUAUCCUUCUUUGACCUGAGUGAGCUUGGUAUCGGAAAAUCUGGUUAUUGCAGAUACCGAGACUACAGAGGUCCACCUUGGAGUUCCAAACCCUAUGAGUUCACCUUACAAUACUGGCAUAUCCUCGCUGCUCGAUUGGCCUUCAUUAUCGUGUUUGAGCAUCUUGUCUUUGGGAUCAAGUCAUUCAUUGCAUACCUGAUUCCAGAUGUACCAAAGAACCUAUAUGACCGAAUACGGCGGGAGAAAUACCUCGUCCAAGAGAUGAUGUAUGAGGCUGAACUAGAACAUUUGCAACAAGAGCGGAGAAAAAGUGGCCAUCCUGUUCACCAUGAGUGGCCUUAGUUGAUACCUGUUGCUCCAUAGGGGCAAUACCAUUCGUGGGAUUUACAAUCUCAAAUUCUAGGUAGGACCUGGGAGAAAAGCAUACCUGUGGACCAUCUAUGCUACCGGGAAAUGCAUCAGACCCAUCUCUGGGAUUUGGAAUAUCCAGGCUUUCUUCUAGGGAAGAAGAAAGUGAUUCAUGACUUUAAAAACUUGUUAGAUUGACAUCACGGGAAACCAGAAUCUAAUUCUCAGAACCAGCCUCAGGGAGUUGUGUUUGGAGACAUCCACCUUCCAUCAGUUGCAGUGUGAUAGGAAGGCUCACGGUGAGGUUUCUAGUGACAGAUUUCCAUGUAAAUUGUCACAAACCAGGCAUGACUAAGUAUCACGUGGUCUUCACACACAUAUGAAUCUGACUUUGGAACCUUAGGUUGAGUUGAGAUACUACCAAGAAAUUAUAUAAAUCAAUUAUUGCCUUUGCUGCCAGAAUUCCAUAUCCCUUCAACUUACAGGUUUAUAGGAAUUUCCCAUAUUUCUUACUGAAAUAUGGGUCUGUACCACAGGGAAUUUAUGCUGCUUUAUAAUGACUAUGCAGAAAGAGUUCUACAUGACCUUUAGUGGUCAAACCAAAAAACUUAAGAUUCCAAAAAAGAAUACCAUUCACCAAAAUGAUAUUCUGUUGCAUUAACUACAUUAAAAUCUGUUUCAUCACUGGCAGAACUGGUUGCACUGCGCCCCCCACCUUUUCUUCACAAAAUGCCAGUAGAGACACAUACAUAUAAGAUGUGGGUCUUUAUUCUCAUAACAUCUAAAACAUAACUGAUAGUUUACUGCAGAAAACUAUUUUAUAGUUUAUUUAAUUUUUCCCUCCCUGAUUUAUUACAACUCUCACAGAAUAACUUGAAAUGCUGUAAAUAUGUUGGUCUUCCUUGUACCUUUGCAACUUGACAAUAUGUAAUGCAAGUUACAGUUUAUGCAGCUCUGAGACCAGUUGCACAGUAUGCCUUUGUGAUGUGUUGAUUCAGGAAAACAGAAGCCAGAUGCUUUGCAGUACUUAAUGCUUUUCCAACAAUGUGCACUCUUGCUCGUGAACUAAUGAAAACAUGCAUGAAUAUAAAUUUUAGUAUUUGUAACACAAACAUACACACUAUUUUGCAUCUAUUUGCUUUGUAUCACUGAAAGGAGUUUUCUGUUAUUUCUUGGAUUGAUUUGGUUUAUUUUUGAAAACUCUCUAGAAACAGUGAAAUUAUUUGAGAAAAGCAUCAUUUUGCUUUGUUGUGGAGAUGCUAUUUCAGUGUCAACUCUGUAUCCAAGUGUGACCGUUCACAGACUGAUGAAGUAGGAAUGACAGGGCAUUCAACUAAAGACAGUCUGGUGGAGGCAUAAGCUACAGGGGCAUGAUGGCAAGAAGGAGAAGAGUUGGAUUAAGGGUAUGUGUGGUAGAAAUUGUGACACUUUUUCUUGCAAAACAAUCACAGCUAUCUCAGUUUUACUCCCCUGGGAAUGGCAUAGGGAAUCCCUUCCUUUCAUACACACACACACACACACACACACACACAAUGAUUAUUAUUUGUCCAUUUAAUAUUUGUCCAAUUAAACAAAGCAGAGUUACUAACAAAAUUUAUAAAAACCAGAUAAAAAACAAUGGAAAUAAAGGCACUUUGUAUAAAUGCUUACGGUUUCUCUAGUAGGAAAAUUAUAGCUUUGCUUACUAAAAAUCUACUUUUUUAAAUUCUAACACUAAAAAUGUUUUGUUUUGUUUUGUUUUACUUUCCCUUCUUUCCCUCCAGGGAAAAGCUGAUAGGUUAUAGUUAUUGGUUGGAUGAUGGGUAAAAAUAUCCUUAUUUGCCCUCUGACGUUGAGCAAGGGGAAGGACCACAAACUCCUUACUCUGAGACUGAGCAUGAGACUCCCUUUGCUGCAUGAGACUCCUAGUCAGAUUCUAGAGAGUCUCUGUUUCUGCCACCUGCUUAUUCAUAGCAAGUAAUUCCACUGACUCCAUGAAGGAGUUUUAUACUCCUCCAUUUUUGUAUCAUUUGCAUUUCCUUUUCUUUGUUAGUUAAAGGUAUACAAAUGCCUAAGAAUAAGUCCUCUCUAUGCUUAUUGAAGAUGUAACUGAACCUGACAUUCAUGUCUUUUUGAAAUUAGGGACAUUUGUCUUACAGUAGAGAAAAUAGUAUUGAUAGCUGUGCCCUGGAGAAUUAUUCUCUUUCUGAGUUAUUUUUAUAUAAUCACCAUUGGGGUUUAAAAUCAUACAGAUUGCCUAGAGAGAAAAAUAUGAAGAGAAAGUUUUUUUACUAAAAAAAUUAUAAUAUGCUGAUUUAGAAAAAUGCCCUAACUGAUAAAUUUUGAAAAUGAUGGAAAAAUAGAGAAACAACGAAAAACGUAGCUGGUGUUUUCCUUUUGUGAAACAGUGCAGUAAAAUCUAGCUAUGCCUUUAUCUUUGUUGACAGCAAAAUAUUGAUAGUCCCUCACAGUGUGUGAAUUUUAGAUCACUCUGCUUUAGUUGAGGGAAAUGUUUUCUAUCAUGGUUUUCCUAUGGAUAAAAAUUAUUUCUCAAACAUUUAUAUAGCACACUCUUCUCAGGAAUUCUGUAUUACAUGAAUGCUGCUUCUAUAUUUUCAUAUUCUAAACUGUUAUCUUUUUAAGCAAAUAACUAUUACAUAUGUGCAUGCAGUCUGCCUUGACAACUUUUUCAAAGCUGACGUACUUUCACAAUACACCAUGUGGAAAACUGCUCUAGGUCAUAUCUGAAAUAGUUUGCAAUUGUCUGAGCCUGUUCAGUCCUUUUCUGUAAAAUGCUGCUCAGUGACUGCAUGGAGACACAACUUACAAGCGCUGCACAUUCUUCCAAAGUGAUUCUAGCACAAUCUAUGUAGAAUGGAAUGAAAAGAAACCUUUUUCACUCAAUCAAUUAUCAUGUGAAAUGGUAUUUUUCCUAUAAUUUGCACAUUAAAUUUCAUCCUGCCUGUUUUUAAAAUAUUAAGUUGGUAUUUG
Messenger RNA from Manis pentadactyla (Chinese pangolin), 6133 nucleotides. It is a transcript of the gene ANO3, whose product is annotated as anoctamin 3. Gene Ontology annotation, cellular component: plasma membrane. Gene Ontology annotation, biological process: chloride transmembrane transport. Lineage: Eukaryota; Metazoa; Chordata; Mammalia; Pholidota; Manidae. The record is from RefSeq and is a predicted model, not a curated record. The transcript is spliced from 27 exons. The coding region runs from base 212 to 3157 and encodes 981 amino acids. Gene Ontology annotation, molecular function: protein dimerization activity; chloride channel activity.